Apiotrichum porosum is the source of this 735-nucleotide messenger RNA. RefSeq lists its product as uncharacterized. Lineage: Eukaryota; Fungi; Basidiomycota; Tremellomycetes; Trichosporonales; Trichosporonaceae. The coding region runs from base 1 to 735 and encodes 244 amino acids. The transcript has 5 exons. The record is from RefSeq and is a predicted model, not a curated record. Gene Ontology annotation, molecular function: oxidoreductase activity.
AUGCCCAGCCUGGAAGGAAAGCGCGCGCUCAUCACGGGUGGAUCCCGUGGAAUCGGUGCCGAGGUGGCCAAGCAGCUUGCCGAGCGCGGUGUGCGCAUCGCGAUCAACUACGUGGCCGCGCAGGACCGUGCCGAGCAGACUCGCGCGAGCUUGAAGGGCGACGGACACGUCCUCGUCCAAGGCGACGCGUUCACGCAUGAGGGCCUCGCGCAGAUUGUCAAGGGCGCACGGGAGGGCCUGGGUGGUCUCGACAUUGUGAUUUCCAACGCUGGGUGGACGCAGUUUGGCGCUUUCAACGAUCUUGAGUCGGUGUCGGAUGACGACUGGAUCAGGUGUUACCAGACCAACGUCAUGUCGCACCUGUGGCUCAUGCAGGAGGUCAAGGAUGAGCUCAUCGCGAACAAGGGAUCGUUUGUGAUCUCGGCGUCUGUUGCGGGCCUCAAGCCCAGCGGAAGCAGCAUGGCAUACUCGGUCUCCAAGGCCGGUACCGUCCACCUGGCCAAGUCGCUCGCCAAGGCGUGUGCGCCCGCGCGCGUCAACGCAGUGGCUGCUGGCGUCAUGCUCACCGAGUGGAGCAAGGGCUUUACGGAAGAGCACGUGCAGAAGGUCAAGCAGACCAACGCCCUCAACAUGAUCUGCGAGGUGGAGGACGUCGCGAGCCAGUACGUCUCGUUGUGCGAGAACAAGUCGAUCACUGGCCAGAUCAUCGAGGUUAGCGCUGGGUUCCAGCUGUAG